Molecule: messenger RNA, 735 nt
Organism: Fibroporia radiculosa
Lineage: Eukaryota; Fungi; Basidiomycota; Agaricomycetes; Polyporales; Fibroporiaceae
Exons: 3
Coding region: 1-735 (244 amino acids)
Source: RefSeq, a predicted model, not a curated record
AUGUUUGAACCAGUCAGAGGCGGCACCCGAGGAGGACAGGCCGAAUUUAAGUGGUCAGACGUCUCAGCGGACAAAGAUCGCGAGAACUACCUCGGUCACAGUAUCAACGCGCCUACCGGUCGCUGGCAGAAGAACAAAGACAUCCACUGGUACAACAGAGACCAGGCACUAUCGCAGCAGGAGCGGGACGAGGAGAUACGCAAGGUCAAGGAGGCCGAGGCUGAGGCUCUGGCAGCGGCAUUAGGCUUCGCCACUGGCCAGAAACCCGGUGUACCAAACACCACUGGUGCUCCCGGGACAGGUGCCAACGCGAUCGGCGUGACGCCCAAGCCCGCCGCAGUGCCUGCGUCCGCGUCCAUGUCGCCAUCUCAAGAUCCCGAGAAGGAAGAGCGGCGGCGUCGGAAAGAGGAGCGUCGGAAAGAGAAGGAGGAGAGGCGUGCGCGGAAGGAGCGCCGGCGGGCAAAGCGCGAGCGAGAUCGCGGCCGUGAGCGGGGGCGUGGAUUUGGGCAUGACGACGACGAUGACCGCAGCGAGCACCGGCGCGUCUCGCGCUCGCGCUCGCCCGUGCCUCGGCGACGGAACAGGUCGUACGACCGCAGCAGGUACAGCCGUUCGCGGACGCCUCCUGCGCGCGGGUCUAUGCAGUAUGGUGAGGAGGAACGCAUGCGCGAGAGGGAGCGCGACCGGAGGCGAUGGGAGGACAAUGCACGCCGCGAGCGGCCUGGCGCGCGGUAG